GUCCACCAUUUUACAGUUCUCAAUAUGGUUACAAGAUGUGUGCUAAGAUCUAUAUGAAUGGUGAUAGUCGGGGAAAUGGAACUCAUUUAUCUUUGUUCUUUGUUCUCAUAAAAGGUGAUUACGAUGCUCUACAAACAUGGCCAUUUCAAAAGAAGAUCACAAUGAUGUUAAUUGCUCAAGGAAAUGGUGAUCACAUGAUUGAUGCUUUUCAUUCAGAACCUCGAAGUUCCUUAUUUCAGCGACCAGUAUCUGAUUUGAACCAUUUGGAUUGCCAGUUCUAAUUUCGUCGAUAAAGAGUUUAAGCAAUCUUCCGUUCAUUAAAGAGAAUACAAUGUUUAUUAAGUUAAUAAUUGAAAGAACAAAAAAUCUAAA
Messenger RNA from Xenia sp. Carnegie-2017, 372 nucleotides. Its product is annotated as TNF receptor-associated factor 2-like. Gene Ontology annotation, molecular function: protein binding. The transcript has 2 exons. The record is from RefSeq and is a predicted model, not a curated record. The coding region runs from base 36 to 281 and encodes 81 amino acids. NCBI's taxonomy places the organism in Eukaryota, Metazoa, Cnidaria, Anthozoa, Malacalcyonacea, Xeniidae.